This is a messenger RNA of Heterocephalus glaber (naked mole-rat), 3905 nucleotides long. Lineage: Eukaryota; Metazoa; Chordata; Mammalia; Rodentia; Bathyergidae. The record is from RefSeq and is a predicted model, not a curated record.
UGUGCAAGUCCUUAAUGGGAGCGUGACGUUUCCUCCCGCAGGGUCCGAGGGUCCGAUCCGUAGACGAAGGGCGUCGAGUCGGCGCUAGGCUAUCCGCCUCUCCGCUUACCUCGCCCUCUGGUCUAGUCUGGUCAGCGGCGAUGCUCCUCCCAACGGGAUCAGGUAAUUUGGAAAGCUGCUUGGAGCCAGGGAAUAAAUUAGCUUUAUAACAUAAAUGACGACAGUCUACAUGAAAACAGUGAUGGUGUGGCUGGAGAAGAAAUGAAUUUGACUGAAAGGUAAAACUAGAUGGUCUUAAAAGUCAUUUUUACUUGGAGAAUAUCCAGAAGUCACCUAUUACCAGAUCUGAUGAAUAAGAGACAACCCUGAAAGAGGACUUCCAGAACUUCUUCAGGUGGGAAAAAGGAUGGAGUAGCUACACUAGUUGGAGGACCUUUCCGUGUGAAAUAUAUAGAGGAUGUCAAACGUGGGACAACUUGAGACUGACUUUUACCAAUCUAAUUAUACUAUCGAUAACCAGGAGCAAAGCUAUAAUGAUGCCAGUGCCUAUGGAGAUCUUUAUGGACCUGGAGAACAGCAAGCCAGUGGGCAGUCUCAGCCCACCCCUCUUGUUCCUUUAGAGAUGCUCACAACAGCAAGUUACUCAGGACUACUUUUUCAGCCAGCAUCCAACUCAGAAUAUUAUUCACAAUCUCCUUACAUUGACAGUUUUGACGAAGAGCCUCCUUUGCUAGAAGAACUUGGAAUCAAUUUUGAUCACAUAUGGCAAAAAACCUUGACGGUGUUAAACCCAAUGAAGCCAGCAGAUGGCAGCAUUAUGAAUGAAAUGGACCUCGCUGGGCCCGUCCUUUUUUGUGUAACCCUGGGAGCCACCCUGCUUCUGGCAGGAAAAGUUCAGUUUGGUUACGUGUAUGGCAUGAGUGCCAUUGGCUGCCUUGGGAUUCAUGCCUUGCUGAACUUGAUGAGUGCUGCAGGAGUGUCAUACGGUUGUGUGGCCAGUGUUCUGGGCUACUGCCUACUCCCCAUGGUCAUCCUGUCCAGCUGUGCCAUCUUCUGUUCAUUGCAGGAAUCACCUCCUUUGUGUCUGGAACAGGGGCAUCACGGGGACCCUGACAGCCUUGGUCUUCAUCGGAUGGUGCAGCCUCUCGGCUUCCAAGAUCUUCAUUUCAGCCUUGGACAUGAAAGGACAGCAGCUUCUCAUUGCCUACCCUUGUGCCUUACUUUAUGGACUUUUUGCCCUUCUAACAGUUUUCUAAACAGCAUUUGAGAUGGCUUUGCAAGAUUCUAUUUGUUUGCUGUUCAAUUUAUUCUGAAGUGUACUACCAUUCAAAUUUGUUGAUAUGGUUUCUGUUUUAUUCCUGUUGAAAGAAUAAUAAGCAGAGAGACAAAACAAUAGUUGCAGAUGGUGCCAUAAUGGUCUGCUUACUUUGAUUCAUAUUUUGCUUUUCAGUUUGGCACAUUACAAUAUUUUUAAAUAUUUUCAAAUAAAAAGGGAUAUACUUACUAAACUGAUGAACAUUGCUUUUCUCAAUAAACGUACUUCUGGGAAAUUAUAAGUAAAUGAAAUCUUAUGCUUACUGUUUAAAAGAAAUCUACAGUAAGUCUCUUGAAAAACUUUUAAGAGUGCUCAAACUGUGGGGAUGUGGUUAAAGAUUUGCAUAUUCAGCCCUUUGAGAGAUUUCAUGACUGUGUCGUGUAGGGUUUUAUUUCUACAGAGAAUCAAAGUACUUCCUGUCUUUCCAUUCACAUACUUUAACAAGGUUUCUUUAGUCCCAUUUAGAUGUCAUUUUCUCCUUACUUGGCUUAGGGCUGGGGCCUUCCUUAAUCUCCUUUCCCUCUCACCACCUCUCUCCUCCCCCUCCAUUUCUCGGUCCCCCUUCCUUUGCAAGAGUGUUCUUUUCACCACAGUGCACCAACCCAACUUUGGUCACUCUAUCCUAUUAUCUUAUACAGUAGGGGAAUUAUUUAAAACUCCCUGAAAUUACAUUAUCUGAAAUUACUUUAUUUAUUUGCUACUUUGCUUUCUCUCCUCCCCUCCUAAGAUAAACAUCCUGAGGCCAAAGCCAGAGCUCUUAUCUACAUACUACAAUUUCUUGUUAAAAAAAAUGGGAGAUUAAUGUAUAUUUACAAAGUGAAAGAAUGAAAAAAAUCAAUAAAUGAAUGAGACAGGUAUUGGUUAUUGGUCACUGUAAUGAAUGUGACAACUGCAGCUGUGAAUCUUUGGGUAUGGGGAAAAAUAGACAAAAAACAGUAUAUAAGCAGGAUAAUUACAAAAAAUAUGAAAAUGCUAAGAGUGUGAAAAAAGUCAGAACUGCAGUAUGCUUGAUUUUUGUAGUUUAAUAACCCAUUAAUGGCACUGUUAAUUAAACAUGGAAUUUUCUUUUUUUUUAAAUUUUCCUAUUUGGAAUGAGAUGGUUCUCCUGACAUCCUUUAUGUAAAGAAGAUGAAAUAUGAAUGUCAUUUAUUGUAAUUAUUUCUCUACAAAAUUAUCAUAUUAAUUAGAGAUACACUGUACUAUGUACCUAAAGUUUUACCUUUUGGAGUGGUACUUUGAUUUAAAAAUUUAUAGGUAAAAAUUGCUCUGAAUUAUGCAUGAAAACAAUCAUACACAGAAAAAAUUUGAUAUAUUCUAUAAAACAUUGUAACAUCUAUAUAAAAAUCAUGUAAAGAAAGUGUAGUGGUAUCUUGGUUCACAAAAUUAAUUGGUUCCAGGAUUCUGGGGUAGACAGCUACAUUUGUGUUUCUCACCUGAUGUGGAGUUUGCAAACAGAAUUGUUUAUAAUCCAAGAUAUUACUGUAUUAAAUAUUUCUGUAAUAGUUAAAAUAAGAAUACAUUCUAUUUAAUAACUUAAUGACCAAAUUGUGACAUACCUAAGAAUCAGUGUAGGAAAUAAAAAAUAGAUGAUUUACAUAAAAAUAAAUUAAAAUAUUGGAAACAUAUUUUGAAAAGACUUGCCUAUGGAGACAGAUAUACUAUGUCCUUGGAUAACAAGGUUAGACUUUACAGAUCAUCUCUCCUAAGUGAAUGUGCAUGUUUGAUAUAACUCCAAAUAAAAUCCAAAAAUUAUUUUUCUUGGGAGUUAAUGCAAUUCUAAAUUAGUUUGUAAAAAUAAGCAAAUAAUGAAAAAUUGGAAACAGCCUAAAAUUUAUUCUAUAUGAAAAUAAGUUAAAUAAAUUGUUGCUUAUCUCUAUGAUUGAAUGCUAAUUAACUAUAAAAUAUUUUGGAAGAAUCAAGACAUGAAGAAAUGCAUAUAUUUUCAUUGUUUUGAUAACUACUGAAAACUUACAAUGGGCUGCCUCAAAGGCUGUACAUAUAUUAAUUCAUCUAAUUCUCAAAGUAAUUUUAUGGACUAUUGGUACUAUUGCUCCAUUUUAUAACUGAGGCUUCAGAGUUACAGAGAGCUCAAUCACUUGCCCAGUUACUUAGCCAAUAACUAGAAUUUGGAUCAGGAAAACUUGAAUCCAGAACCCAUAAUCACUACAUAACUCUGCUUGUUAUUAAAUAGUAAAAUAUUUUCUGUUUAUUGUCUCAGAUUUAUUCUUUGUUGAUCUUGUCCAGUACUAGACAAUGGCCUUCACCUGCUAGCGAGACAUAAUACAUUAAUAAGGUAGAAGACAAAUGCAGAUGUCUGCCAGGAUUAAAGUGGUGCCUGCAGAACUCCUGGACCCACUGCUAAAGCCUUGAGGAAAUAAAUGAUGCAGAUUCAAAUCUGGUUAUCAUUUGCAUAGAAAAACUUCACACAAUAUAGCUCUCUUCACCUAUCAGAGAAAGAGUAGGCAUGAUACAGAUUUGUGUAGAAGUAUUUUCAUACUAAUUUUAAAAUAAAUUUUGAAUUUUAUGUAGCCUGUAAAAUGUUUUAUAGAACAAAUGAUAAAAUGAAUAAAAAUACAUUUGGAAUAUACAA